AUGCAACAGCAACUCCCGCGUGAAUCCUGGGUGAGGUUCUGCAGAAACCCGUGUCUGCAUGAUAAGACGCCGGGACAGCUGCGGCUCAGAGUGGUGUGCUCGCUGCACUUUCGUGAAUCGGCAUUCCUGCGGCCCGGUUUUCUUUGUCAAGACGCAGUACCUACGGUAUUUCCUGUCAUCGCAGGCGCCGGAGCUAACCAUGACAACACGUGUGGUGACCGUGGCCAGCAUCGUGUCCAGGCUUCAAAGACUGAAGAGUCGGGUUCGCCAGGCCACGUGAACUCGUACCUCCCAGAAAACGCCUUGUCCACGGGCUGCCAAGCGAAUGAGACGGCCGCGCGGAAAGUAUCCAGUUUAGCAGAAACUGCAGGGUGGUGCGCAACGGAGGGUCAUUGCGACCACACCUACGCCCGUCCAUCACAUGGAUGCGUAGCACCUUCCCAAGAAGUCCCAGAACACCGGGACAACGUUCUCGUGGAAAACACCGUUCCUGCACAAGAGGACAGAGUGAACGCGGCUCCACAGGUUCCGUCGGUUCUCGAGCCGACAUUCAUCCGACUUCCUGAAGGCAGCGCCUCCGAGACGGAAUUAUCGGGAGCAGAAGAACACCGGGACAACGUGCUGGUGGACAACGCAGUUCCUGUACAAGAAGCCAGAGCUAACGAGGCUCGACAGGCCGCAUUACCACAGGCUCCGUCGGCUGCACAGACUCCAACAAUCAACUCUGUCACUGGCGUAGCUGCUGAAGUUUUAAGCCAAGUGCCCUGCACGAGUCACCGCGACGUGCGGAGGAAAACCAAGGAGCUGAAGGCGAAGCUGCGGAAACAGCGGGACUUAAACCGGAGGCUGCAAGCAAGGUUGCAGAGGCAGCGUCAAGCCCUAACCCUUGGGGAAGUCGUCCGAAGCGUCCGCUCACACGUGUCUCCAGCUGUUGCAGCACUCGUGGAGGCUCAGCUGAGGAUGAACAACGUCAGCCGCUUUGGUCGCCGCUGGUCGAGCCAAAACAAAUCAUUUGCCCUUGGACUCUACUUCCAUAGCCCAAAGGGCUAUAGGUACUGUAGGCGACUCCUAAGGCUGCCGUCAGUGCGAUCUCUGCAGUUGUGGCUUAAGCGAGUCCCGUUAAGGGUUGGGUUCUUCCCGCAAAUCUUCGACCUUAUAAAGAGACGAGCGGCUACCUUUUCCAUGAGUGACAGAGCCUGUUGCAUUGUUUUCGAUGAAAUGCACAUCAAGAGAGAGCUUUCGUACAACCCAUCCCAUGACAGAUUCGAAGGCCUGGAAGAAUAUGAUGGUGUUCAAGGAAAUAACCUUUGCAACAAGGCUCUUGUCUUUAUGGCUAAAGGUAUCCGAACGGCGUGGAAACAACCCCUUGGCUAUUUUUUCGCGCAUCGGGGGGCACCUGCGAGUGCUUUGAAGGACCUGCUUUUUCAAUGCUACAAGUCCCUUUGUGACGCUGGCUUGCAACCAGUGGCUGUGGUCUGUGACCAGGGAAGCCAGAACGUGUCCCUUUUUGCAAGCCUUGUGACUACCGAACAGCCCUAUGCAGACAUCGACGGGCGGAGGCUCUUUUUCAUUUUCGAUGCUCCUCACUUGCUUAAGUGCUUGCGAAACAUGCUCUUUAAGUAUGAUUUCAAAAUAGGGAAUCAUCUUGUGAAGAGCCACUACAUAAGAGAUACUUACGAAAAGGACCGCGCGCGGGAAAUUCGUUCCAUCCCAAGACUGAGCGACAAGCACUUCAAUCUAACAUUUGCAUCAAAGAUGUCUGUAAAGUUGGCCGCACAGGUUUUUAGCAACCACUGUGCAGCUGCGAUGUACAUAUUGAUGACUUUUCAGCAGCUACCCGCCGAAGCAAUCCAUACUGCACGGUUUGUCGAAAGGGUAGACCGCUUGUUUGACUGCCUCAACAGUUCUCAAAAAGUGGCAAAAACACCUUACGCAUCUGCGAUGUGCAAUGGCUCUGUCCAUAGAGAGUUUCUGGAGGAAUGCAUUGCGCUGUUUGAGAACAUGCAAGUAGUUGGGUGCCCGAGGCAACCGCCCUGUGUGCGCGGGUUUUGUUUGACAAUGCGGUCUAUCCUAAUGCUAUGCGACCAUCUCAGCGUUCAUUAUGGAUUUGCAUAUCUGCUGACAAGGAGGCUUAAUCAAGACGCGCUGGAAAACACCUUCUCGGUUGUACGUUCCAAAUCAGGAGCUAACGCCAACACCACAGCUCGUCAGUUUCAGGCCGCUUUCAGACAUCUGUUGGUCAGUAACUGGUUCAAGCUGUCUGAGAGCUCUAAUUGCGCCGAGGACAUGACAUCGAUCUUGGCGACCCUCCCCACAGACCUUUCGGCGCCGUCUCCGGCUCUUGGUACCGAAAACAUAGUCUCGCUUGGGAUCGCAGAUGACCCUUGCGCUGAAGAACUCUCGGACAUUGAGCAAAAUAACCUAGUUUAUUUUGCGGGUUGGCUUGCGGCAAAAUUUUUGAGGUCGCAUUCGUGUGUCGGAAAGGCCCAAAAUUGUGUUCUCAGGGUCGAAGGUGCGGAGUUAACUGAGGGUAACCAAAUUCCUUUGAGUGCAAACGGUGCUGCAGAAACGGACUUUGGAGGUCUCUCAGUGCCUUCCUCUCCUUUUGUGUCCUUUGUUGAGGGCUGUGAAAAUGUCUUCGAAAACACCAUUGGGAGCCUUUUCUCUACGAACAGAGUAGGACAUACGCUGUGUAUGCAUCUUCGCGAGAAGGUCGAAAGGACGCUCACCGUUUGUGAUGAGGAAGUUUAUGACCACUUGUUUCAUCUCUUCGCUCGAGUCAGGCUGCAUUGGUUUGCAAGAAAAAGAAAUGCUGAGCUUCAAUGUGCACAAGUUAAGCAUAAAGCUAUGCAGCAAGCGCGAAGACUCAGCAACUGAAUUUAUUUUCUCAAUGCAUUUUCCAAGCGUGCCAGCCGCCGAGCACCGUAACCCUGCACCACUGAGAGGUGGGUGUCGUGACAUGUAGUUGGUGCCUCAGGGGGUGGCGGUGGUUGAGUCCGAGGCCGCCACAGGUGUACGGUCGACAGCAGAGUGGAGCGCCCAGUAAAAUUAAUUAUAAUUGUUGGAGUUUAA
Rhipicephalus sanguineus (brown dog tick) is the source of this 3072-nucleotide messenger RNA. Its product is annotated as DNA transposase THAP9. Lineage: Eukaryota; Metazoa; Arthropoda; Arachnida; Ixodida; Ixodidae. The record is from RefSeq and is a predicted model, not a curated record.